This is a messenger RNA of Thermochaetoides thermophila DSM 1495, 2334 nucleotides long. RefSeq lists its product as uncharacterized. The coding region runs from base 1 to 2334 and encodes 777 amino acids. The record is from RefSeq and is a predicted model, not a curated record. Gene Ontology annotation, molecular function: RNA binding. Gene Ontology annotation, cellular component: ribonucleoprotein complex. Lineage: Eukaryota; Fungi; Ascomycota; Sordariomycetes; Sordariales; Chaetomiaceae. The transcript has 2 exons.
AUGGCUGCUCCUGCCUCGACCGCUGUUGACCAGCUUGCCGCUGAUCUCAACAAUGUCAGCCUGAACGGCGGUGCCAAUGGUGCCGCUCCCGCUGCUGACACUGCUGUCGCUUCGGGCGAGACCCAGACUGCUCAGUCCGAGACGACUGCCCCGGCUGCUGCGACUACCACCACGUCGACUGCUCCGCACCCGCAGGCUUCGGCUUCUCUGUACGUUGGCGAACUGGACCCGUCUGUAACCGAGGCUAUGCUCUUCGAGCUCUUUUCUCAGAUCGGCUCCGUCGCCUCCAUUCGUGUCUGCCGUGAUGCCGUCACCCGUCGCUCGCUCGGCUAUGCCUAUGUCAACUACAACUCAGUUGCUGAUGGUGAGAAGGCUCUCGAGGAGCUGAACUACACCCUCAUCAAGGGUAAGCCCUGCCGUAUCAUGUGGUCUCAGCGCGACCCCGCCCUACGCAAGACAGGCCACGGCAACAUCUUCAUCAAGAAUCUCGAUGCCGCCAUCGACAACAAGGCUCUCCACGAUACUUUCGCUGCGUUCGGCAACAUCCUUAGCUGCAAGGUUGCCACUGACGAGAACGGCAACUCCAAGGGCUACGGUUUCGUGCACUACGAGACCGAUGAGGCCGCUGCGCAGGCCAUCAAGCAUGUUAACGGCAUGUUGCUGAACGAGAAGAAGGUGUAUGUCGGCUACCACAUCCCGAAGAAGGACCGCCAGUCCAAGUUCGAGGAGAUGAAAGCCAACUACACCAACGUGUACAUCAAGAACAUCAAUCUCGAGGUUACCGAGGAGGAGUUCCGCGAGUUCUUCUCCAAGUGGGGUGAGAUCACCUCAUCGACUCUUGCUCGCGACGCCGAGGGCAAGCCCCGCGGCUUUGGUUUCGUCAACUACAGCACCCAUGCCAGCGCCGCCAAGUGCGUCGAGGAGAUGAACGGAAAGGAGUGGCGCGGCCAGGAGCUCUAUGUUGGCCGUGCUCAGAAGAAGCACGAGCGCGAGGAAGAGCUCCGUAAGUCCUACGAAGCUGCUCGCCUUGAGAAGCAGAACAAGUACCAGGGCGUCAACCUAUACAUUAAAAACCUCUCGGACGAGGUCGACGAUGAGAAGCUCCGUGCCAUGUUUGCCGAGUUCGGUCCCAUCACCUCGGCCAAGGUCAUGCGUGACACUCCCCCGGAGCCCGCUAAAGACGAGAAGAACAAGGAGAACAACAAGGAGAGUGAGAAGGAGGGCGAGAAGAAGGAGGGUGAGGGCGAGGGUGACAAGAAGCCCGAAGUGAAGAAGCCCGAGCGCAAGCUUGGUAAGAGCAAGGGCUUCGGCUUCGUCUGCUUUGCCAACCCGGACGAUGCCACCAAGGCCGUUGCCGAGAUGAACCAGCGCAUGGUCGACGGCAAGCCUCUUUAUGUUGCUCUUGCUCAGCGCAAGGAGGUGCGGAAGAGCCAGCUUGAGGCUAGUAUCCAGGCUCGCAACCAACUCCGCAUGCAGCAGCAGGCUGCCCAGGCCGGCCUGCCUCAGUACAUGCAACCUCCUGUCUACUACCCCGGUCAGCAGCCCGGCUUCCUCCCUCCUGCCGCUGGCCGUGGCAUGCCCUUCCCUCAGGGUGCCCUCGGCAUGCCCCCUGUCCAGGGCGGCCGUCCUGGCCAGUUCCCCCCUUAUCCUCAGCAGGCUGGUCGCGGCACGAUCCCUCCUCAGGUGCCCAUGUACCCCAUUGGCCAGUUCCCUGGCGCUUAUCCUCAGCCUAACAACCCGCAGUUCCUUGCUGCCAUGCAGCAGGUUCAACAGGCUGCUGCUCUUGCCGGCGGCCGUGGUGCCCCUGCUGGCCGCGGCGUGCCUACCGUCCCUAUUCCUCAGGGCAUCCAGGCUCCUGGCCUCGCUGGCUACCCUCCUAAUGGCCGUCCUCAGAACGGCAACCUGGGUCGCGGCGCUGGCCCUAACCGCAGCAACUUCCCGGCCGGUCGCGGUGCUCCUCCCGCUGGUCCUCUCGGUGUCCCCGGCGAGCUGAGCCCCGCCGCUCUCCUCCAGUCGCAGUUGGCGGCUACCACCAACCCCCAGCAGCAGAAGCAAAUCCUGGGUGAGAACCUGUUCCCCAAGGUCCAGGCUCUCCAGCCCGAGCUGGCCGGCAAGAUCACCGGCAUGCUCCUUGAGAUGGAUAACCAGGAGCUCAUUAACCUCAUCGAGGAUGAAGCUGCUCUGGUCGCCAAAGUCAACGAGGCCAUGGCUGUCUACGAGGAGUAUGUCAAGUCGCAGCAGGCUCAGCAAGGCCAGGCCCCAGCGGCGGCGCCGCAGGCUGAGGCUGCGGCCGAGAAGCCCAAGGAAGAGAAGGCCGAGGAGCAGAAAGCUUAG